Molecule: messenger RNA, 4161 nt
Organism: Rana temporaria (common frog)
Lineage: Eukaryota; Metazoa; Chordata; Amphibia; Anura; Ranidae
Gene: PFKFB3
Product: 6-phosphofructo-2-kinase/fructose-2,6-biphosphatase 3
Exons: 16
Coding region: 249-1781 (510 amino acids)
Biological process (GO): fructose 2,6-bisphosphate metabolic process; fructose metabolic process
Cellular component (GO): cytosol
Molecular function (GO): 6-phosphofructo-2-kinase activity; fructose-2,6-bisphosphate 2-phosphatase activity; ATP binding
Source: RefSeq, a predicted model, not a curated record
CACGGGGAUCACGUUUCUCCUUUUGCCGGCCGGGAUUUUGUAGAGCGAGCAGAGCCCGUGUCCUCAUCAUUUACUGGAAGAGACUCCGAGAGAGAGAACUCCGCGACUGACCAAUCACAGGGGACUGCCACCAUCGCCACCCGCACUACACAGAUUAUCAUUUUCUAUAGGAGAGCCGUGUCGGCCAUGUGCGCCUUGUCCUGAUUAAUCACCCCAUAUACACCAUCGUCUAUCGCCACACCGGGACUAUGCCUAUGGAGCUCAUGCAGAACCGGAUGAAGAAAAUUUGGCUGCCCAAGGAUGAGGAGCCCACCGUGCCCAUCAAUGUUGGUGGACCUCAGCUUGCCAACUCCCCUACUGUGAUUGUAAUGGUUGGACUACCAGCCCGGGGGAAGACUUACAUAUCCAAGAAGCUGACGCGUUACCUCAACUGGAGUGGAGUACCUACAAAAGUGUUCAAUGUUGGGGAGUACAGACGUGAAUGUGUAAGAGAAUUUAGUUCUUUUGACUUUUUCCGCUCGGACAACCAAGAAGCCAUGAAAGUCAGAAGAAAUUGUGCCUUAGCCGCUUUAGCAGAUGUGAAAUCCUACCUGACAGAGGAAGGUGGACAGAUUGCUGUCUUUGAUGCCACAAAUACAACCAGAGACAGAAGAUCACUGAUUGUUGAUUUCGCCAAAGAGAAUGACUUUAAGGUGUUCUUUAUUGAAUCUGUCUGCGAUGAUCCAUCAGUUGUUGCCAGCAAUGUUUUGGAUGUAAAACUGUCCAGCCCAGACUACAAAGGAUGUUCAUCAAAAGAAGCACUGGAUGACUUUAUGAAGAGAAUAAACUGCUACAAGAACAUGUAUGAGCCUCUUGAUCCAGAUGGUCAUGACAGGGAUCUCUCUAUGAUCAUUGUCAUUGAUGUUGGCCGAAGAUUUUUGGCAAACAAAGUUCAGGAUCAUAUCCAGAGCAAGAUUGUAUAUUAUCUAAUGAACAUUCAUGUCCAGCCUCGCUGCAUCUAUUUGUGCCGAGCCGGAGAAAGUGAGAGCAACAUCAAAGGGAAAAUUGGUGGGGAUACUGGGUUGUCCCAGCGAGGCAAAAAGUUUUCCAUUGCCCUCAAGAAAUAUAUUGAGGAACAGAACCUAAAGGAGCUUAAAGUGUGGACCAGUCAACUCAAGAGAACCAUCCAGACUGCAGAAGCUCUAAAAGUGCCUUAUGAGCAGUGGAAGGCUUUAAAUGAACUGGAUUCAGGAGUGUGUGAAGAUAAGACCUAUGAGGAAAUCAAAGAACAGUUUCCUGAGGAAUAUGCACUUCGUGCACAAGAUAAAUACUAUUAUCGCUACCCGUCAGGCGAGUCUUAUCAAGAUCUUGUCCAGCGCCUGGAACCUGUCAUAAUGGAACUUGAGCGACAGGGGAAUAUCCUAGUUGUUUGUCAUCAGGCUAUUAUGCGAUGCCUUCUGUCUUAUUUUCUGGAUAAAUCUGCAGAUGAAAUGCCGUAUCUGGAAUGUCCGCUGCAUACACUGCUUAAAUUGACUCCAUAUGCCUAUGGCUGCCACGUGGAGCCGGUCACAUUCAGUGUGGAUGCAGUUAACACUCAUUUUGAAAGACCAGAAGAGAGCAAGAAAGCCCCUGCCCCGCUGAUGAGACGCAACAGCGUUACUCCUCUCACCAGUCCUGAACCAACCAAGAAAGCACGUAUCAAUAGUUUUGAGGAUCUUGGCUCUUUUUCGGGUUGUUCAUCUCAGGAGCCUCCUACUGUACAGGCUACACAGCCUUUGCUAGGAAAGGCUUGUCUGGUGUGAAUCCUCCGGAGCAGCACUGACAGUUCUUAAAGGACAAAACCACGAUCAAAUAACAUCUGAUUCCCCUUUCCGCUGCAUUCCAUUUUCCAUUCUCCUUUUUCACUGGACUCGAAUAUUUGAGCCUGUAGCUGCUUGUAUGUCUGAACAAAUUUAAAUUUAAAUUCAGAAAUGGAGAGACACCAAAGCGCAUUUGCUACAUCUCUAGGAAAUGAAGAAGCCUCCGGUCAUUUCAGCAGUGGGGUGCACAGCUGGAGCUGAUUGUACGCCGCCAAAUCCUAAUUUUACUUUGUUUUUUAUUACUAUUUUUUGUAGACUUAGUACAGUUUGUUUUAUUCUAUUUUAGAAAGUGUUAACCAAAACGGCAAAAAAAGACUAAUUAAUGUAGAUAACAUGCUACCUUCCAAUGUUCCCCCCCCAUACACCUUUUGUUUCUCCAAGGUACCAAGUCCUGAAGCUGAGGUUUAGAGUAUACUUGCCAGUCUGUCACCACAAAAUUUGGUGUAAUGUUUACACUGUGGUCUAUGCUACUUCUGGUGUUUUUUAUAUGUUUAGGUUUGGUGCUUUUCUUUGUUUGAUGUGUACAUAGAUCUAAAUGUCUCUCGUGGGCUCUGGUUGUCAUGUAUACAUUUGUUCUGAACUUCCAUCAGACUGUCUACUCUUGGUUGUGCAACAUGCUAAAAUGUCUCUUGUGUCAUGGCUGCAUCCUAAGUUAACCCCCCCGUCAUGGUGUUGAGGCAUUGAGAAGGGGUUAAUCAAGUCCAUUUACCAGGAAUUAAAGUGUUUACCCAAUAUCAAGCUAUGAUAAUUCUUCCUUUUUAUUGAUUCUUAAUUGGCAUCUAGCUGAUGUGGAUAACUGCACUGUGCAUGACACCAUUUCUCUUUGCACUGCUGUAUUGAAAAAGCCUGUCCGUAUCUUCAAAUGCAGCAAUGUAACUGUCAUUCUGUGUGCAGUAGAUAAAACAGACUCUUCUGCUUAUUUUUUUCAAGAAGCUGCUAGAACAGUAUUGUCCUGCUUUCUGUAACUUGAAUUUUUCUUAAGCUGCUUCUGCUGUAAACGCCUUCUCGUAUUAUCUCCUUGAGCACGUAUUCACUUUAUGGGUGUGAUGUGCAAAAAUUGGCCAUUUCGUUGUUCCUCCAGUGACUUUCAUAAACUGAGGAACCUAAUACUUGGGGUGGGUGGGAAUAUAUUUUUGUAUAAUUUUACUUUUUAUCUCAAAGAUGCAUGUUUGCACUUUAAUACAAAGGUUAGGGCAGGGUUGUGAGAAGCAGAUUUGCUCAGAUUUCUUGGUAUGGACUGAUAUGAGCUCCAGAAAGGUGUAAGAGAUUAUAUUUUAUUCAAAAAGUCUGGAUGUGUCUGAUGUGUGGAUAGAGAGGGCAGCUUUGUGGUUAUCGGAUGUGGAUUUGACGGUUAAACAAGUCGACCUCAAUUUUCGGCUGUGUGGAGAUGGGUUCAUCAGGUUGCACAGCGGGACUACGGUUAUCCCAUGGUGGCACUGUGGGAUUUAAGAUACCGGUAACCACAUUUGAGUGUUGCAGACUUGAAGACUAAGAUUGCUUGUGAUUAUUAUUUUUUGAGUGAUUGUAUUUGAAAGAAACAAUGUUUUGGAUCUUUGUUUUUUUUUAUAUUUUGUUUUUGGAAUAGUUUUAAUUUUUUUUGAAUCUGCUGUUUUAAUGUUGUAUAGUAAUUAUAAUAAUAAAAAAAAAAUCAGUUCUGUCACUUUAGAAGCUUCAUACAAAUUGUUGGGUAAUAUAUGUGCAUGCAUAUAUAGACUUUGGCUCGAGAUGCUGAUAAAGGUUUAUUCAUUUUACCUUUGCACUAGGUAUCUUGCCUUAGUCUUUGAUUUAUAUGGGUCCAAUGCUCACUAUUCAUGUUUGGAACCAAGCGCACCCCCCCUAUAGGAACAGAAUAGUCAUGUAAUAAAAUCAUGUGCACAGUAUCUAAAAUCAAACCAACAUACUAAAAAGUGAAAUAUUUAGUAUCGCUAUUCAGAGAGGUUAUCAUUUAUUGUGUUGGUGCAAACUAUUGUGCUUUUGGGUGCUCUUGGUAACAGCUUGUGUUUGGUCUUACUGGGAUGGGUUAGAAUGGCACCUUUCCUAACUGGUGAAACGAUCUAAAAAGGCCAAUAGUUUAUUUUAAUUUUUUUUGUCUGUAAGACUGGAUUGUUUUUAUUUUAGGUGUGCAUAUUUAUUUAUUUAAUGUUGUAGGUUCAGUGUAAUUUUUUUUCCAUUACAUUUGACUUGUUAAUUGUAUUUUCAUGUGUGUAUUUGUCUGGUAAAAUUGCCUAAAGUAAAAGCUUCACCAGCUUAUACAGGAUAAUAUGCCUUUUGAAAAAUUGUAUAUUUUGCAGUUGCUGGACCAAUAAAAAAAAUUCUUGUAGAA